AUAAUCAAGCUGAAGGCGGAAGCCCGUCUGGACCUGCUGAAGCAGAUCGGCGUGUCCGUGGAUACGUGGCUCAAAAGCGCGAUGAACCAAGUGAUGGAAGAACUGGAGAACGAGCGCUGGGCCAGUCUGCCUUCGGUGGCCAACAACGGCUCCUCACACCUGAUUAAUGCUGAUGCAGAAAAGGAAGAAGGUGAAGAGUUUGAAGACAGCAUGGAUGUUUUCGAUGACAGUAGUUCUAGUCCUUCUGGUACUCUAAGAAAUUAUCCUCUCACCUGCAAAGUUGUUUAUUCCUAUAAGGCUUCUCAGCCAGAUGAAUUGACCAUAGAGGAACACGAGGUAUUGGAGGUUAUUGAAGAUGGAGAUAUGGAAGACUGGGUAAAGGCACGGAAUAAAGCGGGACAAGUGGGUUAUGUGCCGGAGAAGUACCUGCAGUUCCCGACAUCCAGCAGUCUGCUGAGUAUGCUGCAGUCCCUCGCGGCGCUGGAUAGUCGAUCACACACCUCAAAUAACUCCACCGAGGCUGAUUUAGUCUCAGGCAGCCUGAAUGGAGACUCCAGUGUCUGUUUUGUAAAAGCACUUUAUGAUUACGAGGGCCAGACAGACGAUGAGCUGUCCUUCCCGGAAGGAGCGAUCAUCCGCAUCUUGAACAAGGAAAAUCAGGAUGACGACGGCUUUUGGGAAGGAGAAUUCAACGGACGCGUUGGGGUGUUCCCAUCAGUAUUAGUUGAAGAGCUCACGGCCUCCGAAAAUGGAGAGACUCAGUGGAUUGGAGAUGUUCAGGUAUCCCCCACUCCGAAGCCUAACAAUGCCCUUCCACCGCUGCCGCUCUAUGACCAGCCUCCCAGCAGUCCCUUCCACAGUCCGGAUAAAAGAGGUUCUCAGUACUUCCCCAGAUCACCGUCAGCCAACGAAAACAGCUUCAGUGCAGAGUCCCCUGGGUUCUCACAGCCUCCGCGAAUUCCUCCCGAUACGUCGUACGGCAAACUGCGACCCGUGCGAGCAGCUCCACCGCCCCCUACGCAGCAUCACCGCCGGACGACAGAGAAGAUAGAGGACGUGGAAAUUACUCUGGUGUGACGGUUGGACUAGCUCAGUAGUAGUGCUACAAUCAAGACCAACCACGUGGUAUUUGGUCAAUCUCGUUUUUAGGCACCUUUGCAUGAUGAAGACUUUGAAUAGAGCAAGAGAUAGGGAGGAUUUGAUGUGGCAGCGACGUGGUGGAUUCCUUCCCGCAGUCAUGACUAUUUCGUG
Tauraco erythrolophus (red-crested turaco) is the source of this 1251-nucleotide messenger RNA. The record is from RefSeq and is a predicted model, not a curated record. NCBI's taxonomy places the organism in Eukaryota, Metazoa, Chordata, Aves, Musophagiformes, Musophagidae.